Molecule: messenger RNA, 3185 nt
Organism: Cinclus cinclus
Lineage: Eukaryota; Metazoa; Chordata; Aves; Passeriformes; Cinclidae
Gene: PRKAG3
Product: protein kinase AMP-activated non-catalytic subunit gamma 3
Exons: 10
Coding region: 405-1358 (317 amino acids)
Source: RefSeq, a predicted model, not a curated record
GGGUAGCAGGAAGAGUCUAGGUGUGUAGGAGGGGGACUGCCUUACUCAUGUGACAAUUGCAUUGGUCCUCUGCCCAACCUGCCCAUACCCCUCUCCUCAGCUGGAGUCCACCCCAGGCUGGAGAACUGCAGUGCCAUGUGCUGCCCCUGUGGAAUGGGGAACAGGGGCACUCUGUUGGGAGCAUCCCCUGCUCCCCCCAGGCAGGAGGGUGCUGAGACAGCAGCUCAGCUCACUACCUUGGGGCUGGGGUGAUUUUAUCUGCAGGAUUUCCAAAGGCUGUAUGCCCCAGGGAGGAGGAAGAGGAGGAGGAAGAAUACAGGAGACCUGUCACCUUCACCCUGGGAAAUGAGAUAGUGGGGCUGAGCCCAGAGACCGAGUUUCAGAGCCCUGAUGCUGAGGUCUAUAUGCACUUCUUGAGGAGCCACUGCUGUUAUGAUGCCAUCCCCACUAGCUGCAAGCUCGUUGUCUUUGACAUCUCCCUGGAGAUCAAGAAAGCCUUUUUGGCACUGGUGGCCAACGGGGUGCGUGCUGCCCCUCUCUGGGACAGCAAGACACAGAGCUUUAGGGUACAGGCAGCACUGCCCACCCCAUGUAUCUUCACAGGGAUGCUCACCAUCACUGACUUCAUCAACAUCCUCCACCGCUACUACCGCUCACCUUUGGUUCAGAUCUACGAGGUGGAGGAGCACAAGAUUGAGACCUGGAGAGAGGUGUACCUGCAGGGCUCCCUCAAGCCACUGGUCCACAUCUCUCCGAGCAAUAGCCUCUUCGAUGCUGUCUACUCCCUGAUCAAGCACAAAAUCCACCGCCUGCCUGUCAUUGAGCCUGUCUCGGGCAAUGUCCUGCACAUCCUGACACACAAGCGCAUCCUCAAGUUUCUCCACAUCUUUGGUUCUACCAUCCCCAAGCCACGCUUCCUGAAGAAAACACUGCAGGAACUGUGCAUUGGCACCUUCCGUGAUCUGGCCGUCGUGCCUGAGACUGCCCCGAUCUACACUGCCUUGGACAUUUUUGUGGAUCGCCGUGUCUCUGCCUUGCCUGUCAUCAAUGAUUCUGGGCAAGUGGUUGGCCUGUACUCGCGGUUUGAUGUCAUUCACCUGGCAGCUCAGAAGACCUACAACAACCUGGACAUCAGUGUGAGGGAGGCACUGCAGCAACGCAGUAUCUGUCUGGAGGGGGUCCUCACCUGCUACCCCCAUGAACCUAUGGAGGACAUAAUUGACCGCAUUGCCAAGGAGCAGGUCCAUCGCCUGGUUCUGGUGGAUGAGAACCGGUACCCGCGGGGCAUUGUCUCCCUCUCUGACAUCCUGCAGGCCCUUGUGCUCACUCCUGCAGGUAUCGAUGCUCUUAACUCUUAGCCCACGGUGCUCUACCUUUCUCCACUUGCACCCUCAAUUUCUCUCCACUUCAGGUAGGCGCUACCCCCCCCAUUGCUGUGUGCCUGUCCUCUCCCUGCUGCUGGGUCACCUGCCUCUGCCCCAUCCAAAGUGGUCCUGGGGGAUGGAGGAGGCUGGGGCUAGGGUGUGGCCAUGCUGGCUGCACAGGUGAGGACAGCAGGACCCAGAUGCUGCUUGUCCCAGGGGUACACAAAGAUCAUAGGGGAUCCCUGGUGACUGUGAGGAAGGAUGGGGGCACCUUCCAUGGAGACACUCAGCCAGAGCCCCAUUCAGGCAUGUAGAAUGCAGGUUUGGCAGGUUCCUGGGCUUUGGGCUGGAUGAGGGCUUUACAGUGUGAUGCACCCCAAGACAAAAGCCUAUUUUUGAUCUUGCCUAAAUUCUCCCCCAAUCCCCCCCCCACCCCGGGAUCUGAGCACAUCCAGUGUCAUUCCCAAGGGACACAGAGUGAACAGACCCCCACUUGCACACCCCAGACAUGCUGCCCACCAUUAGCCAAAAGCAAAAUGUGGCCAACUCGUGGGCCCCAGCUGGCAGAGCCCCCCAUCCCCUCCACUUGCAGCAGCCCCAAAACUGUCUGUUCCAGAGUCAAGGCUCACUCCCAGGUGGCACUGGAACCACACUGCCUGGCCACCUACACUUGGCUCUGCUCACCCACUGCCUGGUGAAUCCUCACUGUCUGUGGGUGGGCAUGAUCCUGGCACCUCUUCAGGGGUGAAAUGACAAGAGGGGAGCUGGCUCCAGUUCCCAACUGCUUCCCGAAGGUAAUUCUGCUUUUUCGGGUGGUGGUAGACAAUGGGUUGGGACAGGCCUGUGCCUACCACUUCCCCCAGCAGUGCCCAGCUGCUCUGCACAGAAGGGGACAGGGAAUGGUGUGUGUUAGCCAUACAUGGGAUAUCCCCCCUCCCCCCAUUCCCCCAUCAUGGUGCCUUCGCUCACCCUAUCCCUGUUGCCCACAGGGGUGGCUGUGUCUGGAGCUGCAGGGGGUCACUGAGAUGUCCCUCUCUAGCCAAGCUGCCCUCCCUCCUACCCCAGGGCUUGCAUACAAGCAAGGAAUGGAGGAAAGACCCCAGUGUCCACUUGGAUGGUUGGAGGGGCCAUAUCAGAGGGUGCCCAGUCCAGCACUGGUUUGGAGUUAUGGUGUCACACGCUGUCUUACCCCACAGGCAUCGAUCGAUCCUCACUCUGAAGACACCAGGGAAAUGCCACUGUCUUGUCUGACUGGGGGACCUCCUGCAUGACCUGUGAGAAGGAGGCUUGGGCCUGAAGGUUCUCUGUGAGGAGGACAUGCAUGUUCACCCCAGUCCUCGGGCUCGUCUUGAGUCCAGGACUAGAUCCUGCCAGUCUUGGAGAGGCAGAAACACUGAAAAUGGGACCCAGGGGUGCCUCCUGCCAGUGAGCACGCAGUGAUGCUCAGUGGGCACUGUGCUGGAGGGGCUGCAACAUGCCUGCAGCUGGGCAGAGACCCAUAGAGCCCCAGAGGACCUCACCACCCCUCUGCCAUCCAGCUGAUGGAUUUGAGCAUUUCUAUUGUGGCUCCCUCCUAGUGAACACAGUCCCACUGUCUGUGCCCGGUGCCUGGUAGCAUAGGCUCAGCUGCACACACAGGCUUUUUUAUUUUAGGGUCACAUGGGGCCGGAGCUCUUUGGCAGAGGUACAGUCUGUGCCAGAGCUGGCAGCAGGAUGGGCGCUUGCAUGGAGACCCUGUGCACGUUUUGGGGUGGGCAGGGUGGGCAAAUAUUUAUUUGUUAGUCUGUUCAAUCUUGCUGUAACAAAGUAGCCUGAUCCAAG